Cherax quadricarinatus is the source of this 1878-nucleotide messenger RNA. NCBI's taxonomy places the organism in Eukaryota, Metazoa, Arthropoda, Malacostraca, Decapoda, Parastacidae. The record is from RefSeq and is a predicted model, not a curated record.
AUGUUGCUUGGGUUUAUUUUUCUGGAAUAUGGUGUAGGAGCCUAUGCACUGUGCCGCCCCAACCGUCACACCAUCUCCGGCUACUUCCUGGCUGGUCGCUACAUGUGGUGGCUGCCGGUUGGAGCGUCACUCUUCGCCAGCAACAUCGGAGCAGAACACUUGAUAGGUAUGGCUGGGUCUGGCGCUGCUAGUGGCAUCGCCGUCGGGGCUUUCAACUUUAUAUCGAUCAUCUUGCUCCAGCUGAUGAGUUGGGUUUUCCUGCCUGUCUUCAUUGCCAGCAGGGUCCGCACGGUGCCAGAGUACAUGACCAAGAGAUUUGGAGGACAGCGCAUACAGAUGUACCUGGCCGUACUCUCCCUCGUCCUCUACAUCUUCACCAAGAUCUCUGUAGAUCUAUACUCAGGAGCGCUUUUCAUCAACCAGGCUUUUAAAUGGGACAUUUUUGGAUCUAUAUUAGCACUUCUUGUGAUGACUGCCAUCUUCACCAUGACGGGAGGUCUGGCUGCUGUCAUCUACACAGACACACUCCAGUUUUUCAUCAUGAUCAUCGGUGCACUUGUCGUCAUGAGCAAAGCCUUCCACGAAGUAGGUGGGUACGAGGCCCUCCAAUACAAGUACAUGCGAGCGGUGCCCAAGCUGAGGCCGGAGAACUCAACAUGUGGGAUCCCAAGAGCAGACUCGUGGGUGAUGCUCCGGGACCCCGUCACUUCUGACCUACCCUGGCCAGCCUUCUUGUUGGGCCAAACUCCUGCUUCUAUAUGGUAUUGGUGUGCUGACCAGAUGAUGAUUCAACGAGCACUGGCGUCGAAGAAUCUCUCACAUGCUAAAGGUGCAACACUGUUUACUGCAUAUGCAAAGAUCUUACCAUUCUUUAUGAUAAUCCUGCCGGGUAUGAUAUCCCGUGUGCUCUUUCCUGAGGACGUUGCUUGUGUGUUGCCUGAAGAAUGCAUGCGUUCCUGUGGCUCCAGUUCUUCUUGCUUCAACUCUGCCUACCCACGGUUGAUUGUAGGCAUCAUGCCUGCUGGACUCAGAGGACUCAUGCUUUCUGUAAUGCUGGCUGCACUGAUGAGUGACCUAACGUCCAUUUUCAAUUCAGCGUCUACCAUGUUUUCUUUAGACCUUUGGCCUCGUAUACGUCCCAAAGCGGAAACACGCGAGCUUCUAAUAGUGGGAAAACUAUUUAUUGUGUUUCUGGUAGUUGUAUCGGUGGCCUGGGUGCCCAUCAUCGAGGAGGUACAGAGCGGCGAGCUUUUCAUCUACAUCCAGAAGAUUGGAGCCUAUCUGUCGCCACCCAUCGCCUGUGUGUAUACCAUGGCAAUCCUGUGGAAACGUAUGAACGAGCAGGGAGCCUUCUGGGGUCUGAUGGCGGGGCUGGUGAUCGGUGUCACACGUAUGGCUUUGGAUUUCUUGUUCCCACCUCCAGCGUGUUGGCAACACGAGUACCGUCCGCUCAUUGUACAGCUGAACUUUAUGUACUUCGCUGCGUUGCUUUUCUGGACGACUGCCAUUGUUUCCAUGGUAGUGUCCCUCAUGACACAACCACAGGAGAGCCACAGGCUAAUUGGAACUACUUUCAUGACUCGAUUUGACAAAGCUGAGAGAGAGAAUGAGAGACACUCGACCGUAGACCUUCCUGGUGACACAAAUAUCGAAAUGAACAUUGUUCAGCAAGAAAGUGGACAAGAGGAGGUGACGACCGCAUCAGGUGAAAUUAAAUUCCUCACCUGGAUGAAGAAAUCAUUGUGGUGGAUGUGUGGCCUCCAGACCCCAGUGCAGUCUUCUGUGUCACACAACAGCCUCCCGACCCCAGGCAGUCUUCGUGUCAACAACACCUCCGACCCCCGAGCAGUCUUCUGGUUGGUUAGUAUUGAUGAGUAA